CGGAGUCUAGACCUUCUGCCGUCAGUGGUCGGUUUGGCUACGCGACACUAGGCUCUCCAUGACCUUCCUGACGUGAAGCACGUCUCGUGUUCUCUAUUCUCAAUGUUGGCGUGUGAGAGAUGGCGAAAGAAUCAAGAUAAACGACUCCUCCGAUUCUGCUUUUUGCCAAAGCCACUUUACUGGGAGCAAUGGUGAAGUAUUUCAACUGUGCAGCCUCUCUUAAAGGCACAUGGGACCAAGUUUCUCAAGCGUUCUGGCAAAAAUACCCAAAUCCGUACAGUAACCAUGUGUUGACAGAAGACAUCAUCUUUCGGGAGGUUACUCCUGAAAAUUGCCUCAUUUCCCGUCGACUCUUGACCAAAACCAGCCGGGUGCCACGUUGGGCAGAAAAGUUUUUGCCCAGCCACAUGGCAAGCAAGGCCUACAUCAUUGAGGACUCUGUAGUGGAUCCUCAGAAAAGGACCAUGGUCACUUUCACCUGGAACAUCAGCCACGCACGUCUCUUGUCUGUUCAGGAGCGUUGUGUGUACACAGUCAGUCAUGACAACAGCAACCUAACCGAAGUCAAGAGAGAAGCAUGGAUCUCCUCCAACCUUUAUGGCUUUUCCAGAGCUGUUCAGGAAUUUGGUCUUGCCCGGUUUAAGAGCAGUGUAGUAAAGACCAUGAAAGGAUUUGAAUACGUCUUGGCGAAAAUGCAAGGUGAAAUGCCCACAAGGACACUGGCAGAGACGGCAACAGAGAAGGCUCGAGAGACAGCACUUGCUGCUAAAGAGAAGGCUAAAGGCCUGGCCUCUCACGCGCAGAAAAAACAAUAUGUAUGAUGAUGAUGGGGGGCACCAUCUUUUUAAGCUUGUGCCUGUUUUCUAUUGUACCCAUUCCCUCAGUUAUCUGAUUCAAUUGUGAAUACAUGAUUCUUUCAUGGCUCACACAGUCAGUAUUUUCAUACAGUAUGGCUGGCUAUGUUCAAAUAGGAAGCAGAAAUAAACAUUUUUAGGGUAUUCUAUAUUGGUGGGAAACGGAAAAUCUGACGCACAUACAGUUAAGGCCACAAUUGUAUUGGUUCAGAUUUAAGGGCAUGUAUAAGGGACUGGUACUAGAAUGGUACUCUGGUACUCUGGAAGGAAAGAAGCAUACUGUGUUGCAUUACAUACAGCAGGUGUAGUAGUGACUGAAGAGCAUGCUGCAGUAAUAACAGCAUGAAGCACCCUAGUUCGAUUUUCGUUUCUGUGUUGAAUAUAUGACAGGACAUUGCUGUUAUAUAAAAUGUGAUCUUUAAUGUCCCUUUCCUCCUACAUAAAUGCUAUUUGUAUUGUCAUUUUUCAAGAGCAGAAAAUUAGUCAAAUGUUUUAGAGAAAAUGUGCAGGUCUGGAAGAAACAUGUGAUUUGGCUUACUUGUGGACUAUGGAUAUUUAGUCUAAAAUUUAAAGAAAUACUGUAUGAACAUAGUGUAUGUGUUUAUGAUACUAUCCUAAUUUACAAGGUUUUGUAAAAUCCUUUUGUUAACUUUUUUUUUAUUUGUUAAUUAUGGUUAAUGAACAAAUCCUCUCACGAAUUCAGAUUCACUGUGCUCUCAGUUUUAAAAAUCGUCUCUCUGUUUUGUUGUAUAUGAUUUCCUUGCUUCAAAUUGAAGUGAUACGAGUGUUGUUGGGGUCCACAUUACAACCGAUCAUUGCCAGUGUGCUGCACAACUUAAAAUUAAUUUAAAAAUAAAAAGCAACGCAGACAAGAUUGCAGCAGAUGGUAAUUUCUGGGUCUAUGCUUGAAUCUUAGUGUUUAAAGGUAUAUUCACUGAGAAACAAAUCAUGAAAUAUAAAGUAAAUACUGUUAAUGUUGAAUCUGCUGAGCUCUUAAAUCUGUGGCAUUUGCUUACUGUUAAUAAAGUUUUUUUUUAAUCAGA
Molecule: messenger RNA, 1897 nt
Organism: Tachysurus fulvidraco (yellow catfish)
Lineage: Eukaryota; Metazoa; Chordata; Actinopteri; Siluriformes; Bagridae
Gene: prelid1a
Product: PRELI domain containing 1a
Exons: 6
Coding region: 189-821 (210 amino acids)
Biological process (GO): phospholipid transport
Cellular component (GO): mitochondrial intermembrane space
Molecular function (GO): phosphatidic acid transfer activity
Source: RefSeq, a predicted model, not a curated record